GGCCGCAUACCGACUCCAGUACCCAUGAAUCACAAACUCAUGACACUCAGCACGAGCAGUCCCGGAGAGUUAUUGCCCAGUGACCUGCCUCUGUGGAAUGACAAGAACCAACAUCCUUCUAUGCCAAACCGAAGAACUCCACUAGUUUCAAAGCAACAGAAGGCAUCUGACCUGAAGUGUAUGCCGCCAUCGCGGCAGCAAGCACUACCAUCAGCCAUAAGAUUCCAUCUCGAUAUCUAUUACGAGACAAAAUAACCAAGUAGUGUCUUCGUCACGGCUCUAUAACAGCAAAUCGCUACAAACAGCAUCUACAUUCACCGUUCUGACAGGGCAGCUGCUACUGAAGCACAACAAUCACCAUGAACUCACCUCCACCCGAACAGCGGGCUCACCAGCCCGACGAGGACGUUAUUAUGACCACACCUGGUGGUGAUGGCCCUAUUACUCCCACCAAGGGCAAGCCCGCUCCUGUCCGCCAGCUCCCUACCCCGUACUCACCCCAGAACGGCGGACUCGUGGUGACCUGGGACACAAAUUAUGGAAAUAUCAAGAGACGUCUCGAUUUCGCAAACGACAAGCCAGAUACAGCUGCCGUGGCAGCAAACGUCGAGGCCCCUUCCAAGUUAAUCAGCGAUACAACCCCGGCGGCUGGCAGAAAGGGCUACAGCGUCACUCAGCGCGACGAACACCUGGCCCGCGCAAAGACCUGGCUCAACUCGGCCACAACACCCGAGCAACUACGCAAGCGCGCCGAUGCCAUAGUAUCGGCGAUGUUCCAGGGCUCUGGGAGCUACUCCCUCGGCGGACGGGCACGGCGGGCAGACAAAGACGACGGCUACUGCUCAUGGGAGGACGAGUCCCUGUCUGAUUGGAACUCGGAGGACGAGGAGAACCUGAAGAACCUCGCACCCCGCUCCUCCUCCUCCAAGAAGACGUCGGUUCCGAAGCACAAGCUCUGGAAUCCAGCUGCGGUGCCGGCCGACGACGCGGACCUCCCGGCACCCAAGAUCGGCGAGGUGGGCAUCCAGAACGACGAGGAUCUCGAUGUAAUUACGCAGUUCCGCGAGACGCAUAACCCAGUCGUGGCCUCGAUCAGGGCAGGCAAAGUCGUCCUGCCUUACUGCGGGGCUGUUGCUCCCGGAGGACGCCAGGAUCAGGCACAGCAGACGGACGAACACUCGUCAGUGCCGGCUGCAACUGUCCCGUCGAACGCCGCUGGUACCACAGAAAUCUCCGUCCCAGCAGUCGAGGCAGUUUCAGAGACUGAAGAAGAUGAUGAUGCCCAAGUAGACGCACAGCCUGGACCCCAGCACCGCCUCACCAAGAUCCCUCCAAAGACCCUCCCAGCGGGCACCAAAGCAGCCAAGCACCUCCAGCGCCAAGCCCGUCGAGCACUCACCAAGAAACAGCGGGCCCGGAAGAAGAACAAAAAGAUCGAUCACGGCGAGACGGAGUGGCAGCCUGGUCUUGACGAUAUCCGGCGCGGCCGCCGUGGUGGUGCUGCUGAUGAUGAUGGCGUGCCGGUCCGCAGACAGGGGUCGCUGCGGGUGCAGGCUAGACAAAUGGAAGCGGCUUCCUCUCGGCCUCGCGGUGGGAAAGGCAAGGGACGUGGUGGUAGAGGUGGUGGUGGUGGCAAGGGACGUGGCGGUAGAGGUGGGAAGCGCGCGACGGAUGCGCAGAGAAGCAUGCUGGUCUCAUGAAUCCAGCACGCGUACUUGUCGUGAUGUGUGGUGGGAGACGUGCUAGAGCAUAUCCCCACUGCUCAUAUUGACUCUUGCCGUCUGGGUUCAGAGGUCCUGACGGCAAUGCAUGCUCACACUGGAACCUGAAAGGC
Microdochium trichocladiopsis is the source of this 1834-nucleotide messenger RNA. RefSeq lists its product as uncharacterized. The transcript has a single exon. Bases 360 to 1700 code for a protein of 446 amino acids. NCBI's taxonomy places the organism in Eukaryota, Fungi, Ascomycota, Sordariomycetes, Xylariales, Microdochiaceae. The record is from RefSeq and is a predicted model, not a curated record.